Messenger RNA from Beta vulgaris subsp. vulgaris (sugar beet), 657 nucleotides. RefSeq lists its product as uncharacterized. The record is from RefSeq and is a predicted model, not a curated record. Gene Ontology annotation, molecular function: nucleic acid binding; zinc ion binding. Lineage: Eukaryota; Viridiplantae; Streptophyta; Magnoliopsida; Caryophyllales; Amaranthaceae. The transcript has a single exon. The coding region runs from base 1 to 657 and encodes 218 amino acids.
AUGGCUGAGGAGAUCUCAGAAAUUGUAUCCCGUUUACGCAUUGACACCGAAGAAGCAGACGUACUCGAUGUCGAAAUAAUAAACCCUAACCCAGAAAAUAAAAUCUCUUUGUUACUCUUAGGGCGUCUAUUGACAGAACGCUCCUUUAAUGUUGAAGCCUUUAAGCGCACGAUAACAACCGUCUGGGCUCCAGUUCAUGGUGUUGUGAUCCGCGUUCUUUGCCCAAAUCUGUUUGCUUUCCAAUUUUUUCAUUGGAGGGAUAUGUUGAAAGUUCUUGAUGGAAGGCCUUGGUGUUUUGAUAACAUGUUGGUUCUCCUAAAGGAAGCUGAUGGAGACGAACCACCAGAUCAGGUAACAAUCUACCAGUCCCCUUUUUGGAUUCGUUUAAAAAUUUUGCCUUUUAACAUGCGAUCGAAUGAAGUAAUAAAAGCUUUAAUCGGAAAUAUGGGCGAGAUACUUGAAUUGGAAGAGGAUGUACUGGGGAUUGGACGUUAUCGAAGGGUGAAAGUUAUGCUUGAUACCAGAAAACCUUUAAGACGUUUUAGGAAAAUUAAAGAUAGGAAGGGGUCUGAAAUACAGAUUGAUUUUGCUUACGAGAGAUUACCUUUCUUUUGCCUUGCUUGUGGAAUAAUGGGACACUCUGAAAAAGACUGUUAG